Messenger RNA from Quercus lobata, 1247 nucleotides. RefSeq lists its product as uncharacterized. The coding region runs from base 437 to 1084 and encodes 215 amino acids. Lineage: Eukaryota; Viridiplantae; Streptophyta; Magnoliopsida; Fagales; Fagaceae. The record is from RefSeq and is a predicted model, not a curated record. The transcript has 2 exons.
UCUGCCACAAAACAAAGUAUAAAGUUACCAAAAAACAAAGAAAAAUUGGUUCCCUUACUCCAACUCCAAGACAAUUAAGAAGAAGAAGAAGCAGAAAAAACUCUGUGAAAGUAGCUCUCCAAUUCCUUUCCCUUUUUUGUUUUCUUCUUCUCUUUCUAUCUUGUCCUCCUUUUCUUUCCCAAGCUCUCCAAAAAUCCCAUCUUUUUCAAAGACUGAGUUAGCUAGGACCUCAUAAUCAGUUUAAAACACUGUAUUUAUUGACCUAUCCUAAGUUUCUCAAGUCUCUCAACUAUGCAAAAAAACAACUUUGCUUUCUUUGGACCCCAUUUUUCCAUGUUUGGUUUUGUCACUUUCGCUGCUGUGAAUUAAACAUAGAGAGGAAUCGGUGGUGAGAGAAAGAGAGACGAGAACGAUUCUGUGUUUUCUGAGGGAGCAAAUGGACGGUGUAGAUGGAACGAGGAGAAGGCGGAGGAGUCUAAAAGAACGGCUGGGAUUGAAAGGAAUGGGCUGUUGUGGGACCACCUGGGUUUUCGGUGGGACCAAUGUUAGAGACAACAACAUCGUCGACGACGACGACGACGACGACGAAGAAGAAGACGUGGUUGUUAUCGAUGUGGGCCUGGGCCAGGCUCCACCGGGUCAGAACCCGGAUCCGCUUUGCGUGAGCCCGGUUACGUCGGGUUCGGGUAUGAACUUAGCUGCCGCGUUGGCAGCUGAGAGACAACUUCGUGCGUCGCAUGAACCGGAGAGAGUGGCAUCAGUGGGGCCUACAGACAGCACCGUAGGGGGGACGACGUCAGCACCGGGAACGCCGUUCAGGGUUUCGUUGAUGAGAUUGCUGGAGGAAACGGACGGUGGAGAUGAGGAGACGACGAUGAUGACGGAGAAGGAGAAAGAGAGAGAGAAAGGUGGAGUGGAGGGGAAUGAUUCGGUGUGCUGCGUGUGCAUGGUGAGGAAGAAAGGCGCAGCGUUCAUACCAUGUGGGCACACUUUUUGCAGGGUGUGUUCGAGGGAGCUUUGGUUGAAUCGAGGUUCGUGUCCCCUCUGCAACCGUUCGAUCCUCGAGAUCCUUGACAUUUUCUGAUUCCAUCUUUAUCCACGUGGUGCCUCCUGAUUCGUCAUAAACUGUGUUUUUUUUUAUUUUAUUGUUUUUUUUUACUGUGGGGUAAAUUUUCCCAAGGAAUUCAAUACUGCAAUUCUGUUUUACUGUGUAAAAUGAAAUUUGAUGGAUUUAUUAUAUAUAUAUA